Messenger RNA from Leguminivora glycinivorella, 1859 nucleotides. RefSeq names its product acetylcholinesterase-like. The coding region runs from base 168 to 1814 and encodes 548 amino acids. The record is from RefSeq and is a predicted model, not a curated record. Lineage: Eukaryota; Metazoa; Arthropoda; Insecta; Lepidoptera; Tortricidae. The transcript is spliced from 4 exons.
GUAUAAUCAUUGCAGUGAUUUAAAAAAAAAUUAUCCCGUUGAAUUGAAAUCCUCCUUUUUUUUAAAGUCGGUUAAAAAUCAAAACAUCAUUAUCCAUUUGUUUUUGGUGAAUCUUGUCACUGAUCUAGAUUUGUGAAAAAUAUAUUUUCAGAAGGCAAAAACUCAGGAUGAUCUCUAAGAAUCAUAGGUUUUACCUACUACUGAUUACUAUACAUCAUUCAACGCAGUCGGCCGAAUUCCUGGAAUCCUCCAGACCCGUAGUGCAUACUCCAGUAGGCUGUUUCCGAGGUAUCCAAGCCAAAGACGGGAACUACUCUAUGUUCCUGGGUAUCCCGUACGCGAAAGUUGACCCAAACAAUGUUUUCGGCCCUGCUAUCCCGCACAAGUUUGAAGGAAUAUCAGAUGCAGUCGACGAUACUUCAAGGUGUCCUCAAAUAGAAGAAUUUAACCACACGUUCACCGGGACACUGGAUUGUCUUCACAUAAACAUUUACGUACCGAAUAGCCCCAGAAAUAAACCCUUACCAGUGAUGGUCCUAAUAUUUGGAGGAAGAAUGAAAUUCGGAUUUGCAGGCAGAUACAUUUACGGACCUCGCUUCUUAGUCAGACAUGAUGUCGUUUUUAUUUCAUUCAACUAUCGCCUUGGUCCAUACGGUUUUCUCUGUCUAAAUAAUCCACAAGUACCAGGAAACCAGGGCUUAAAAGAUCAAGUGCUAGCGCUACGCUGGAUCAAGGCAAAUAUACGAUACUUUGGCGGAGAUGACUCCAAGAUCACUGUAGGAGGAAACAGUGCUGGCGCGAUAUCAGUAGAUUUUCACAUGCAGUAUCUGAAAGAACAACUGUUUAAUAGAGCGAUUCUGCAAAGUGGCGUUAUAUUAACUAAAAAAGUAUUUAAAGAUGCAGAUUUCAACGCGCCUAUACAUUUGGCGAAACGAUUAAAUUUUACAACAGACGAUGUUAAUGAAGCUUUAGCGUUUUUAAACGAAGUAAAACCAUAUGAACUUGUAACUGGAUUCAGAGACUCUGGGUUAGUUCUAGAACCGUGUGUUGAAAAGCAGUUUAAUACAACUGAAAGCUUUAUAACAAAACAUCCAGAUAAUAUAAAGAUUGUGAAAGAUGUCGACGUUUUAAUCGGUUUUAAUAACGAUGAAGGCUAUGUGGCAGUUAGUACAAUACCAAAAGAAAAAUUACAAAAUGAUGACUUCGUUUCUUCGCUAUUGGAUGACGAUUUUCAAUUUCAAAAUGAAAGUAAGGUAGAUGGAAUAAAAACGAUAAUAAGGAACUUUUAUUACGGCGAUGACGUCUAUGAUGUAGAUAAUAGGAGACCUUAUAUGAACUUGUUUUCCGAUUUUAGUAUUAGCAGUCCAAUUUUAAGAACUAUCAGAAAAUAUUUGGAGAGUGGCUUAGACAACAUAUACUUCUACAUAUUUUCAUAUUCCGGUGAGAGGUGUUUUUCAAAAGAUAAAGAUAAUAUUUCAUAUACAGAAGGUGGCGCCGCCCACGCCGAUGAGCUGGGCUAUUUGUUUGACAUUUCGUACAUGAAAGAGAGGUUGCGUGAAGAAGAUAUGCUAAUUGUUGACAGGAUGACGGAACUUUGGACUAAUUUUGUUAAAUAUGGAAACCCAACCCCAAAACCGUCAAAGCUGGUUCCCCUUCAAUGGCCGCGGGUCACCCACAACAAGCUGUCAUAUUUGGAAAUAAACACUACACUACGCCUGGAUUCAAGCCCUGUGCAUCAGCGGAUGAGCUUCUUAGACCUUCUCUACAGAGAGUUGGAUGACAUCAAGAAACAAGAAUCAAAUAUUUAUUCGUGAUAAUUGUAACAUACAGAAUUACAAAGACAACAAUAAUAAAGGACA